Messenger RNA from Beauveria bassiana ARSEF 2860, 1596 nucleotides. RefSeq lists its product as uncharacterized. The transcript has a single exon. The record is from RefSeq and is a predicted model, not a curated record. Bases 1 to 1596 code for a protein of 531 amino acids. NCBI's taxonomy places the organism in Eukaryota, Fungi, Ascomycota, Sordariomycetes, Hypocreales, Cordycipitaceae.
AUGCAGCAGGCAGGUGCCGCCGACAGGCUGCAGCCGACCGUUGAGAGCGCUCACGCCCGGGCGCACCCCAUCUUCCGGGCCAUCAACAAUGCCGGCCGACAAUGGGGUUCGUCCAUGAACCAUAACGGCUUCAGCCUUUUUCCCGCCAUCAUUCCGGCUGGUACCGUCCUAUAUCAUGGCAGCCACUCUCAAGAGCCCCCCAAAACAUUCGAAUGGCUGGCCUUUGAGAUUGAGCACGCCGAAGGCUUCGCCCUAGAUAUCGACUUCGUGCCAGUCAGAGACAAAGACAGAGUAAAACAUGGCGACGAAAAGGCCGAAACGAAGGAUAUGCCUGGUACGCAAAAGACCCUACGUCGGAGCCCCCCAGCAGACGGGAAAGGCAAUAGGCCCCGGGCUAAGCUCGGGUAUCUUCAAAGUCAUCAAGCGACCAAGGAUCUGCACGUGCUCUAUAUCGAUGGAAUGUCUGGCGGGAAAACGGAUCUCGGUACCUUGGACGCUGAGCUCUACAUAUUGUACGGGAAGCCCAACCUCAAUUUCGAAGACGGCGAGUUUACCCGGGCUAAAGUCAUAUGCGCAAUCAUAACGAAAUGGGGAUACGAUGGCUUCGUUCGCAUGGAGAUUGGCUUUGAAUACGUUCAUUGUGACUUCUCCAAAGAUCUCGAUCUGAUUUCCAGUCAAGCAGUGUUUCACCGCAGGGGCGUAGUCAGCGACUCGAGCAUGGUCUACUUCCAGUGGGCGAGGGCCGUGGCGGAAAACUAUGACGGAGUCGGCACCGAUCGCCUGCGGAUUGAUUACUCUUCCAUGGUGUCUGGGCUCUUCUACCCUCUCAACAUCACAACCAUGGACCCUGAGCGGCCAGAUCUGAUGCGUCUGGCGACGGCCGGCCUACACGACUUGCAGAAGCUCAAGCCGGAGGUUGAGAUCAUGGCGCGUCACCCUCGACGAUUCACCAUCAACUGGCAGGCAGUCACAGAUACGAUUGUUCGAAGAUUUGCUAACAGGCUUGCUUUCAUGACUACAGACGACAUUAGCCAAGAGCACCUGAUUGGCGAGAUUGAAACCGCUGCGAGAACAUAUAUCAAUGCGCCGGUGCCGAAAGAUUCAAAAGCGCCACUGGCUCCAGAGCUGCUGAAAGAGUCGAUUUCAAAAUGUAUUGAGCAGCCUCUUCUCCCCGCAACCUUUCACAAAGCGCAAUGGUCAAGAGAAGACAAGCUCAUUGGAGUGGCUAUCGAAGUCGCGAUGCGGGAUAUCUGCACCGUCAUUCUCGAGUCUUAUAAUGCCCUGCGCGCUGCCGUUGAAAAAGACGUGUCGGAAGGAGACAAAGGGUUGACGUCCCACGCAAACAAGGCAGCGAAGAGGGCUCACCGAGAUAUUCAGAAUCUGACAGCCACGCUCGGUUGGAGCCAAUGGAAACAGGUUCGCCGCUGCCCGCCAGACCAGGUGGUCUUCACGAUCAUGUGGCCUCUGGGCAAUACGGAGGACUAUUUCCACCCCACAUGCAUUCCCAUAAAAGAAAUCAAUCCAGAUCGAGAUACUUACUUUAGGUACAACUUUCCGGGCGAACAUGGACGGCACGGACGCGAAAGACAAGAUUGA